Scomber japonicus (chub mackerel) is the source of this 2726-nucleotide messenger RNA. RefSeq names its product rab11 family-interacting protein 2. The transcript has 6 exons. The record is from RefSeq and is a predicted model, not a curated record. Gene Ontology annotation, molecular function: small GTPase binding. NCBI's taxonomy places the organism in Eukaryota, Metazoa, Chordata, Actinopteri, Scombriformes, Scombridae. Gene Ontology annotation, biological process: regulated exocytosis. The coding region runs from base 379 to 1788 and encodes 469 amino acids. Gene Ontology annotation, cellular component: phagocytic cup; endosome.
AAUAGCAAUGGAUAGCAACAGCGGACACUAGUUGGCAUUUUGCCUCGAAAAGCCCUUGCAUGAAUGUAUUUGAGAAGCCAGUCUGUGCUGAGAUGAAGAGCUGAAUGUCCUGCCAGCGACGGUGAAAAUGACACCGAGAUGACUCACCAGUGGCUUGGACAUCUAUGAUUUGACAGAAGAUGAGGCUUGCUCAGUUUGUCAGACUUGUCAUCGCUUGUAAUGAUCGCUACUGUAGUCACAUAAACCACACUGACAUGGACGACAAACUAUUGUGAAUCAUGCUUGUUGCUUUUUGCACAUCGCACUCACUAAAAAAACCUACAGCAGAAAUUAUCAUUUAGUUUGUUUUGAAUGGCUUUCAGUUAAUCAGUGCUGACGAUGUCACUGGGUGAGCAGUCUCAAAAGUGGUUUCCAACCCAUGUCCAAGCCACUGUCCUUCAAGCAACCGGUUUACAGCCCAAAGGCAAAAAUGGCACCAAUGAUGCCUACACCAUCAUCCAGCUGGGCAAAGAGAAGUACUCUACGUCGGUGGCCGAGAAGACGCUUAACCCUGUCUGGAGAGAAGAAGCCUCCUUUGAAUUACCCGGUUUACUUCUGGAGGGUAACCCUGAAGUGUAUGAACUCUGCUUCAUAGUAAUGCAUCGGUCCUUGGUUGGGAUGGACAAGUUCCUGGGUCAGAGGUCCAUCAACCUUAACGAAAUAUUUGAUAAUAAGGAGCGAAAGAAAACUGACUGGUAUACUUUGGAGUCCAAGCCGGGGAAGAAGAGGAAAGAACGAGGCCGCAUCCAAGUCAGCAUCCAGUUCAUGAGGAACAACAUGACAGCCAGCAUGUUCGACCUGUCCAUGAAGGAAAAGCCACGCUCGCCUUUCUCUAAACUGAAGGACAAGAUGAAGGGUCGCAAACACGACAGCGGCUACGGCGACACAUCUUCAGCCAUCCUGCCUCGCUCCGCCAUGUGCGACUCGGAACCCAGACGUCAGUCGUACGCCCCGGAACCGCAGCCCCAGCCCGAAGCCAAGGCGAAGAGGCCGCUACUCGCCGGUGCCCACAAGCUAUCCGCAGCCCAUUCCAUGUCGGACCUCAUCGGGACCCACUUCCGCCCCAAACUGGACUCCAUGAACUCCAUAGAAGAGAGCGGGAGUGCAGCCGGCCCUCACAGGCGUUCCCAGAGCGAGGUGCCAGGCUACCAGGACGGCGAGGCACACAGUGACCCUUUCACUGAUAUCAGUGACGCCCUGCCACAGAAGUAUGCCACGCUCCCACGCAACCGCAACCCAUUUGAGGGGGAGCACGGGCAGCUGUGGGACCGGGCGGAGCGGAAAGAGAAAAAGGAGAAGGUCAGCCUACUGGAACGCGUGACGGGAAAGAAGGAAGGACGCAAGACCAGCAACGGGGGGCGUUCGGGUAGCUCCGGAGACUUGCGUUCCCCCAACCCUUUCAGCAGUGACUCACAAGCAGACACUAACCCGUUCAUCUCCAACUACAAAGCCAGUGAUAAAAAAUCAACAGGAAAUGAAGACAUCACCUUUGGCCAAAGGAAGAAAGACAACGGCAAGAAAAAAGAGGCGACACAAGAAAGCGUGGCAGCCUAUAGAAAUUUGUCAUUUGAAGAAGUUGUGCAGGAACUCAUCAAGCAGAAAGAAGUGGUGAAAAAGAAAGACGCCCACAUCAGGGAGCUGGAAGACUACAUCGAUAACCUGCUGGUACGCGUCAUGGAGGAGACGCCUAGCAUACUACGGACACCCUAUGAGCCAAAAAAGAAGGCAGGUAAACUUAGUAAAAAGUAGGAGGCAGCGACACCGAGGAUGAAGGUUACUAGUAAGGGGUGUAGCAGUAGCUCAUCUAUCAGUAUCAUAUGAUAAAAAUAAGUGGGAACAAAUGGGAUUGAUCAAAGCCAAAUUUAUGAUUGAGUUAUUUCUUUACCGUAGAACAUUUUUAUUCAACGGAUGUAGUUUUUAUAGACACUUUUUUUAAUGUUUGAGUUCUUUUUAGUUGCAGUUCUUUGGCCUCUCAUCUGAAAUCUCAUUCCUAUAUUUCAACCUUUUAAAUUACAUUCUUUAUAAAUGUUGCGGUGCAUUUUUUUUAGGUACUCAAACAGGAUGAGAGAAACUCAUUAGUUGAAAUCAAAUCAGUAUUUUUCUCAAAGAUUAGGUUUAUGUAUAUCGUAUGCACUUGUGAACCCACAGACUGUUGCACAGACAGCUGCCAUCAUCUGCCCAGAAGCUCUUAAGGUGCAAAUGCAGCCAAAUUCAUGUUUACCAGAUGCUGUAAAAAGCAUUUGUGUGCCGUCUGCUAAAAGGUGGUCAAGGGGGGGCUGAAGAAAUAAAACUGUAAUUAUCGGUGUUUACACUCAAGCACAAGUCUUAAACUUGCCACAUAAACCACGGUACACAUUUAGCUGGGCAGUAACGGCUUCGUCCUGAGCUUCUUCCUCAGCUGUGGGUGAUGGGGAUGAAAUCUGCUCUCCCACACAGCAGAUUGAGUGGUUCAGAUAUUCUUAGAAAGGCUGCAACAACGUAACGGUAAAAAAGUUAAUGGACAGAGUCUGCUUUCUCUCUAACAUACUGAAUCAUGCAUUAUCUAAAAACAAAAAAAGAACAAAGUUAACAUGCCUGUUAUCAGUUACUGGCUUUUAUCUUCCUUUCAUUUAAUUGUGAAGACUAUCAUUUAAGUUUCUUGGACCGAGGGUCUCGCUGGGGGUGAUCAUUUUACUGACUUUAAGUGC